This is a messenger RNA of Neltuma alba, 345 nucleotides long. RefSeq names its product proline-rich 33 kDa extensin-related protein-like. The record is from RefSeq and is a predicted model, not a curated record. NCBI's taxonomy places the organism in Eukaryota, Viridiplantae, Streptophyta, Magnoliopsida, Fabales, Fabaceae. The transcript has a single exon. Bases 1 to 345 code for a protein of 114 amino acids.
AUGUCACCCAUUCCCUUAGUGUUCCUGUGUGGAGUGGCGUUGUUUCUCACCACCUCUGGCUUUCCCGACAAGCCACCUAUACACAUGCCUCCCUUUCAAAAAUCGCCCGUUCACAGGCCACCUCUUCAAAAACCACCUAUUCAUAAGCCUCCAUCUGGAAAAAUCCUUUACAACCCGCAUAUUCAUCAAAAGCCUCCCACUUCCAAAGAACCAUCAGUUGAGAAGUCUCCCACUCACAGGCCUCCAGUCAAAAAGCCGCCCGUGUACAAGAUGUCCGGGCAAAAAACACCUUAUGCUCAUCAAUUAUACCAAGUACCCUCCAUGAGCAAUCUGAGUGACCCAUGA